GAGGUGCCCCUACUGAUGGGGUGCUCGUAGUGGCUAACUCGAAACACACGCUGCGCUCAGUCUUGUAGCCGUUGAAUGAACGUGUGUUUUGAGAAUUACCUGGGCUGUUUGGAGUACUGAGCUGUUGUUACAGCCUGCAGUUAGUUCCAGAGGAGUUCUGCGUGCUGCUUUUGGUUUGACACCACCUUUCUCUCUUUUCUUUUUUUUUUUUUUUUCCUUUUCCCUUUGGUUUGCUUUGCAGCCUGGGGAUGCUUUGAGAAGGUGACGGGCAGCUACGCCGGGCCAAGUCCGAGUCUGCUGCAGAUUUGUGUUCCCUGCCUGUCAUGUCCCCCGGCAGCACAAGGCUUCUCUUUGCAACUCCCAUGGGUUUACUGACCAUGGCACUUAAAUUUCCACUUCUGGAAAAUGUUUAGAAUCUCACCUCACAAGUUCUGUUAAAUUCUUUUCUAGAUUUUUCACUUGGAUUUUAGAGAGUUGGUCUGCUCUGGGAAAUCUGUCGUGUGCUCGGGGUUAAGAUUUUGGUUGCAGGGUGGUUUGAAUUAAUAUUAAAAGAGAGUGCUUUAACAGGAACUCGGAGUACUUCCAUUUUUGGUGGCUUAAUUGAAUCUGUUAAAUGUAAUUUAGACUCUUAAAAUAAGGAAAAUUUCUUUGCCAUCCUUUUGGAAUGAGAUAGAUGCUUCGAUGGUCCGUUUUGAGGAAUCGCUGGAGGAGAAUCUUUGAUCCACUUUGGCCAAAAGUCAUCUAAACUAGAGGGGAGCUGUGCUGAGGAGGACAGCUUUGUCAGCUUGUGGAUAGCAGCGAGUGUUCCUAACCUUUGUAACCCUGUAAAGCUUUAACCUGAUCAUGAAAGUUCCCGAUAGCAGCUGGGAGGGUUGUUCUGCAGCCAAUCGAAUGGGCUCAGUAUUUGUUAGCCUCAGUUAAAUAAGCAAGAAUUGAUAUUUUGGCCCUCUCUUCAGAAGAGCUGCUUGCCAGAAUGGAGUGGUGCUGCUCCUGGAGUGCAGCAGACUGUAUUUUCAGAAAGCUUAUGUAAAUUAGGGACUUUUUAUCCUCUCAGAGUCCACGGUGUCUUGUUAUUAAGAUGCGUGACAUAAGGGACGGGCCUUGCAGAACUGCGUUACAUGGCAUUAAGUGUCUCUAGAACAAGGGGGAAGUAGCCCACGCUGUGUUUCAGCAGGUAACAUCGAAAGGUGCUGGCUUAAACCCUAACGCCAAGGUGUGGCAAGAAGUACCCCAAGGGAGUAGUGAGGCUGUGCCACCAACAAAUGGCGCAGAGCACACGUGGCAAGAAACAACGGCUGCACAAGGGACUCACACCGAGGGUAACAUAGAGAUUUCAGAGGAUAGCUGCAAGCAGUAUGAAGUGAUGUAUUCCCCAUCCUGUGAAGCCACAAGAAAUGGCACGGGAGUUGAUGAAGCAUCUGCAAAUGGAAUUGUCCUGGCAACCGAAGAUCUUGGAUACCAAAUCUAUGAAGUGUCUGGUGAAGGCAGCUCCGCUGUGUCCACAGAAGAUAUUAGAGAGUGUUUGAAAAAACAACUUGAAUUCUGCUUCUCACGUGAGAAUCUUUCCAAGGAUCUCUACUUGAUGUCUCAAAUGGAUAGUGAUCAGUUUGUUCCGAUAUGGACAAUUGCCAACAUGGAAGGUAUUAAGAAGCUGACAACAGAUAUGGACCUUAUUCUGGAAGUUUUGAGAUCUUCUCCUAUGGUACAAGUGGAUGAGAGAGGGGAGAAAGUAAGACCAAACCACAAACGAUGUAUUAUCAUUCUCCGUGAGAUCCCUGAAACAACACCUAUAGAGGAGGUUAAGGCUCUCUUUAAAAAUGAAAACUGCCCCAAAGUGAUAAGCUGUGAGUUUGCUCACAACAACAACUGGUACGUUACAUUCCAGUCAGAUACAGAUGCGCAACAGGCGUUUAAGUACUUAAGGGAAGAAGUGAAAACCUUUCAGGGCAAGCCAGUAAUGGCAAGGAUAAAAGCCAUCAACACCUUUUUUGCUAAGAAUGGUUACCGGGUAGUGGAUUCCAGUGUCUAUACUCAGCCAGUUCAAACACAAGCACAGUUUGCCUCGCCACUCUUUAUGCAGCCUGUAUAUAGUCCUCAGCAGUACUCUAUUUACAGCAUCGUGCCUCAGACGUGGUCUCCCAAUCCUGCACCUUACUUUGAAACACCACUGGCCCCCUUUCCUAACGGUGGAUUUGUGAAUGGCUUUAAUACACCAGGAUCAUAUAAAACAAAUGCUGCUUCUUUGAGUAUAGGUCGCCCAUUCCAUAGAAAUCGUGUGAAGCCUCACUUCCGAUCAUCGAACAGCUCGGAACACGCUGCGGAGGGUCCAGCUGCCGUCAGUACCAUGCCCGUGGGGGAUGGCCCACUGAACAGAACCAACUCAAGGAAUUUUGUUAUGGAGCGCCAUAACAGUACGUUAACCGGGCACCAAGAGCAAGGAUAUUCCCAGAAGGAUUCUCCGACCGCACAGAUGGAGCAGAACGGCGAUUACGGCAUUGGCAGGGGCAGGAGGAAUGUUUUCAGAGGUCGGAGGAGACGAGAAGAUGACCGGGUUUCAAGACCUCAGUCUUCAGCAGAAACAAAGACUCAGACACCAAAGUUUGACUUGCUAGCAUCAAAUUUCCCACCUUUACCUGGCAGCACAGCAAAAAUACCGGGAGAGCCUGUGCUGGAGAGCAGGAUGUCCGAUAUCGUUAAAGGAGUCUGCAAAGAAAAGGAAAGCAAAGAUCUGCUGCCCAGCUGCCCAGCUCCUGCUCAGGAAGAACCGACGCACAGCACCGUCCAGCAGCCGGUGACAAGUGUGAGUUCCCCGAGUCAGACCGAAGCUGUGGCAUUAAGCAGCACGGUUCAGCCGGACAGCAAACCAGAAGAAGUGUCGGCUCAGAAAGAUGUUACAAGCCACACGUCCCCGCCGCUGGCUGUCUCUCCCGUCAGUGCUGCAAAGCCACCGAGGACAAAUGCCGCUUCACCUUCGGCUAACGCCAGCGCAGCUCCUGCUUUGUCGACGCAGGAGCCACGCAAACUAAGUUACGCUGAAGUUUGCCAGAAGCCCCCAAAAGAGCCUCCUCCCGUUGCUGUUCAGCCUCUCAGGGAACAUCGCACCAACAUCGUUCCCCCUGCCAAAACUGAAGACAACGGUACAGCCGAGAAGGCUCCGGAGAAGGCUCAUGACAAGGGUGAAGGUCGCAUGAAGGAUUAUUCUGGGUUCCGAGGCAACGGGCCUCCCAGGGGAGCUGCUGGGAAAAUCAGGGAACAGAGGCGCCAAUUUGGACGCAGAUCAUCGCCUCAGGGAGCACCUCGACGUAUCGGCAAGGAGCAGUACGUGCCACCCCGGUCACCAAAGUAACACUUAUCCAGCCAAUUAUUCUCUAUUUAAUUUGAGCUGUGGACUAAUAAGCGGCAAAGGAGACUGAGAAAGAAGUAUUCGUGAAGGGGAAUACUGAACUGGAGCGUGGCUUGUGUGGAGAAGUUGUGGAGGGUCCCAAAAUUCAUCUCUAAAAGUGAUUUCACAAAUGCUGGAGGAUUCCAAUCAAUAUAAAUAUAGAGAUUAUAAUUUUUGUAUUUUUGUUUUUAAUUUGCAGAGGGUUUCCUGCUUGAAAUCAGUUUUGGGGUUGUGAAACUAGUGUUUUGACAAAGUGAAAGAAUAUGAAUUGACAAAUUAACCUGUCCCUCAGUGUAGGAGGAAAAGGAUAAGAGAAUAUUAUUUUUGAAAAAUGAGCGUUUCUGUAAAAUUAGAAUUUUUUUAACCUAUUUAACAUUUGGCUUGUCGGAUGAUGUGUCUGCCAUUGAUGGCCUUGCAUUGCAGCACGCGUCUGCAGCCGAGGUGCUUGGUCAGUGUGAGUGGAAAUGAGUGCAGCCAGAUACUGUUGUCAUGACUAGUCACUGAUGAUAAAAACUGAAUGUACUACUGUAGUAAACUUUGUGUUUCCA
Molecule: messenger RNA, 3930 nt
Organism: Falco peregrinus (peregrine falcon)
Lineage: Eukaryota; Metazoa; Chordata; Aves; Falconiformes; Falconidae
Gene: LARP4
Product: La ribonucleoprotein 4
Exons: 16
Coding region: 1364-3346 (660 amino acids)
Biological process (GO): positive regulation of translation
Cellular component (GO): cytosol; cytoplasmic stress granule
Molecular function (GO): mRNA 3'-UTR binding
Source: RefSeq, a predicted model, not a curated record